UGAAGAUGGGAGCAGUUGGGUAUUAGACAAUUUCCCUACUACCCUCCAGCAAGCACUAUUGUUGGCUAAAGGACUGACUGGUCAAGGCUUGAUGAGUCUAAAGGAGCAGUCGAGUACAGCAGAACUGAGGACACACCAGUUCAUAUUAAUACCUGAGAGAGAAGUGGAGGAGGAGGAGUUGUUUAAUCUACAUGCUGUGUGUGGUCUUGAUAUUGUAGUGCACUUCAAUGCAUCGUCUGAUAAUAUAUUUAAGAGAUCCGUCAAACCUAGUUCAGAUAAUGUUGCAAGAGCUGAUAUUCAACAGUGUUUGCUCUCCUUUGAUUCAAACUGGCCUCAGAUAAAGAAAUGGUAUAAUCGCUUUAGGACUAUUCAUAACAUUGACUCCAAUAAGAGCUUCA
This is a messenger RNA of Amphimedon queenslandica, 398 nucleotides long. RefSeq lists its product as uncharacterized. The annotation marks the transcript as partial. The transcript has 5 exons. The record is from RefSeq and is a predicted model, not a curated record. NCBI's taxonomy places the organism in Eukaryota, Metazoa, Porifera, Demospongiae, Haplosclerida, Niphatidae.